AGCGGCAGUUGUCCGGUAGGGGGCGCGGCUUGAGUUAGCGACCACACUCCGGGCAGCCCUGCGCAUACAUUAGCGGCCGGCGAGUGACAAAGGCGAACCUGUGCUUCCCCGCCGGUAUCUUCCCUCCAUACACACACACACCGUGCAUAAAUACCGCUGCAGUGCUAAUUCUUUCACCCAGUCUUUCCUUCGUGAGAACGUGAGAGUUUUCUCGACACUUUUCGAAACGUUUUUGGUCGAGAACGCACGCCUCGCGCGGAGACCAGCGCACACGUACAGAUGAGUUCGGCGGAGACGAUGAAGCAGACCGCGGCGACGCCGGACCAGUUCUCGGUGAGCCACCUCCUCAGCGCCGUGGAGAGCGAGAUCUCGGCGGGGUCGGAGAAGGGCGACCCGACCGAGCGCGACCUGAAGAUAUCUCUGGAAGAAAAACCUCUGUGGGACAAGUUCAACGCCUUAACCAACGAGAUGAUCGUCACAAAAAACGGAAGACGCAUGUUCCCCGUGCUGAAGGUGAACGUGUCCGGACUGGACCCUAACGCCAUGUACUCCUUCCUGCUGGACUUCACGGCCGCCGACAACCACCGCUGGAAGUACGUCAACGGCGAGUGGGUUCCCGGCGGCAAGCCCGAGCCGUCCGUGCCGAGCUGCGUCUACAUCCACCCGGACUCGCCCAACUUCGGCGCGCACUGGAUGAAAUCACCUGUGUCCUUCAGCAAGGUCAAACUCACCAACAAACUCAACGGAGGUGGACAGCAGAUCAUGUUGAACAGUCUUCACAAGUACGAGCCCAGACUUCACAUCAUCAAGGUGGGCGGGCCGGAUAACCAGCGCAUGAUCAGUACACACACCUUCCCGGAGACACAGUUCAUAGCAGUUACUGCGUACCAAAAUGAAGAGAUCACAGCUCUGAAGAUCAAGUACAACCCUUUCGCCAAGGCUUUCUUGGACGCAAAAGAAAGAAGUGAUGGAAAGGACGGAUUAGAAGACUUGCAAGAUCAACCACAAUAUUCCCAACUCGGAGGCUGGUUCCUGCCCGGUACAGGUCCCAUCUGCCCGCCGCCCAACCCUCACCAGUUCGCCCCGUCCCUCGGCCUGCCCAGUCACGGCUGUGAUAGAUACAGUACUCUGAGGAACCACCGCUCGGCGCCCUACCCGCACCCGUACCAGAGAAGCUCGCCUCCAACGAACUACGGCCACGACACGGCUGCCAGCCUUCCCAUGAUGCCGACGCACGACAACUGGUCCGGCCUGCCUGUCUCCACACACAACAUGCUGUCCAUGUCAGCCAUGCCUCACACCACCACAUCCACGCACGCGCAGUACCCCAACCUCUGGUCCGUCUCCAACAACAACCUGACGCCCACCACGCAUGCGCAGACGCACAUGUCCGGCACCAUGGGCACGGGUCUGCCGCACCAGUUCCUGAGGACCACCGCGCCUGCGCCCUACCAUUCCAUCCCCACCUGCACGGUGCCGACCACGGCGUCCAGCUCUCCGGUGUACCACGACUCGCACGAGGUGUCUUCCACGGACAGCGGGUAUGGCCACUCCACUACCCCGCCCGCCACGCAGACAAGGAUACCCGCCAACAACUGGAGCCCCAUGACUCCACCUUCACUGUAAAACAGAAAGUCCGAGCCACUCAGAAAGACUGAAAAAUAUUGUGCAAAUUCAAUAUAAGCUCUAUUUUAUAGUUGUAAAAAAUGCAUGCGCUUUGCUUCAUCUUGCCAAAGAUACCCAGGUUUGAUAGCCUGGGUGCCACCCAUUUUGUAUACGUGUAAAGGGGUACCUUAUUGCACUCGCUACCCCGAAAAAUGGAUGGCUCCCAGGCUAAAGGUUGGAGUUUUUGACCCCAACUUUUGUACAUUUAAAACCUGGAGUAAUGUCCCUUCUCAGGUAGUUUGUUGCGGAAGUGCUGUCAGACAGAUUCAAGAUUGUAUUAUUACAUGUACAUAAUUUUUACCAAAGCUGUGGUCUGUUGCUAGCUUUGUUAUCUAUAUGAACCGUAGAUUUUAUUAAAAAAUGAGUAUUUUUGGAAGAAACGUUUGUAUUUAAAGAAAGCCCAAGAGCAUUUCUUAUUUAUCGAUAUUUCGUACCCUCGCUUGUUGUAUUAUCUGUAUAUAGUUGUACAGUUUGGGUGAGAUUUUACACCACUUACUAGUAUUAUCGGAAGUAGUAAAUUACGCUGCUCGCCUGACUAACUCGUCAACCUGUUACUUACCUGGAUUACCCUUAAUUGUGCAGACAAACAGAUAGCAAGCCAGCACUUAAGGCACGUGUUAAAACACCUGCCGGCUAUUUGAACUUUUAAGCCUCUCUAUAACAGGUGAUUCACACCAAUACGCGAGACACUUCUGAUAAAAGCUGCCACAGUCUGGUUUUACACCCAGUGCCAAGAGAAAAACUUCCGUCACUUUUGUAUUUCAGUAUCAGCUUGGCGACAAGAACACUCGAGAAUUGCGAAGGGACAAUCAGCUGUUGUGUCGUACCUUUUGUAAACGUAGCUUUUCUACCUGUUGUCAGAAAAAGGAGAGUUAAUAAAGACGUAUGCUGUGC
Branchiostoma belcheri (Belcher's lancelet) is the source of this 2559-nucleotide messenger RNA. RefSeq names its product brachyury protein homolog 1. Gene Ontology annotation, biological process: cell fate specification; regulation of transcription by RNA polymerase II; mesoderm formation. NCBI's taxonomy places the organism in Eukaryota, Metazoa, Chordata, Leptocardii, Amphioxiformes, Branchiostomatidae. Gene Ontology annotation, molecular function: DNA-binding transcription factor activity, RNA polymerase II-specific; RNA polymerase II cis-regulatory region sequence-specific DNA binding. The transcript has 7 exons. The coding region runs from base 280 to 1626 and encodes 448 amino acids. Gene Ontology annotation, cellular component: nucleus. The record is from RefSeq and is a predicted model, not a curated record.